This is a messenger RNA of Onthophagus taurus, 620 nucleotides long. The record is from RefSeq and is a predicted model, not a curated record. Lineage: Eukaryota; Metazoa; Arthropoda; Insecta; Coleoptera; Scarabaeidae.
CAAAAUUAGCUUACACAAAAAAGCAAUUAUUUCUUAUAUUUAAUUCUAAUUUAUUUAAUUUUAAUUUUGUUGACGUUGUUAUUGACGUGUUAACCACACGCUUACCAAGAAACAAAAUGAUUCAGAGAUGUAUUUUAUUUGAGUUAGCAUCGAAUCUUCGCACAUGUAAGAUAACACGCAAUCAUCAACAUGGAUUCGAGACUUUUUAAAAUAUCACUGUUACUUUACUUUUUAACUAAAACAACUGGCAUGGUAAUAAAUAUUAAUGCAAGUUAUUUCUGUUGGAUACCAGAUGAAAAUCUUUCCCAAACCCAUCACGUUUGCGAUAGAAAUUAUUAUUACCAACCAACAGAUGAGUUUGAACUUAACGAAAAUUAUAAUGAGACUCAUGUAUGGUUUGAUGUUGACCACCGAUUAUGUACAGCAAAAUUAAAUGAUGUUAUUCAAAUUGCGAUUUGCGAAGAGAACAAAUCAGCCGCAGGAUGUGGACAUGUUACACUACCACCAAGGUGUGGAAGAGACAUUUACGGGAAUCCCAUUAAAUGUAACAAUCAAUUCAACUAACAUUUCGUAGAAUUUUGUUUGUUAUUCAUUUUAUGAAAUGCAAUAAUAUCCAAUAA